AUGACGAUAAAUUACAACUUGGCAGUUUCCACUUCGAAGCCGUGGACCCUGUUCAAGUUGCUUCUCAAAUGGAGGGGCAGCAUCUGGAAGGCCGUCAUUCUGGAGCUCGCCGUCUGGCUCGUCCUCUACGGAAUUCUCAGCGUCAUCUACAGAACGGCUCUCAAUCCAGGACAACAGAGGUUUCGCAGCAAAAGUAACAGCAAACAGAGACAGUUCAUUUCAGAACAUUCGAGCGAAUUGUGCAGUACUGUGACAGCCGACUCUCCUACAUUCCCCUCAACUUUAUGCUCGGUUUCUUCGUGACGGCAGUCGUCAACCGGUGGACCUACUUGUACCAGAUCAUUGGAUUCAUUGACAAGUGAGCCCAAUCUUUUGCAACUAAAUACGCUAAUCUCUUCUGUUUAGCAUCGGUCUGAUGGCAGCCGAGUACGUGCGUGGGCGGACCGAACAAGCAAGAAUGUACCGGAGGAACAUCGUGCGCUACUGCGAACUGGCCCAAGUGCUCGUGUUCCGCGACAUCAGCAUGCGGACUCGCCGUCGCUUUCCCACUUUGGACACGGUCGUGGCUGCCGGCUUCAUGAUGCCGCACGAGAAGGAACGGUACGACGAGAUCCAGUACAAGUACUCGAAGUACUGGGUGCCUUUCCAAUGGGCGUUCAGUCUCACUUACGAUGCAAGAAAGAAGGGGUUGAUCGAGAGCGACUAUUACCAAGUGGUCGUGCAGGACGAGAUCAAGAAGUUUCGAACGGGUCUCGCCUGGAUCUGCAACUACGACUGGGUGCCCAUCCCGAUCAUGUACCCGCAACUCGUCUGUUUGGCAGUCCACACCUACUUCCUCGUGUGUCUUCUCGCAAGACAGUACGUGGUAUCCGAGCACGCCGACAAUAAGACAGAGGUAUUGCGGGACGGGAGGAUCAUGAUGGCACGAACGAACCUUUCAGAUCGAUCUGUACUUCCCAAUCAUGUCAACACUCCAGUUCAUUUUCUACAUGGGAUGGAUGAAAGUGGCCGAAGCGAUGCUGAAUCCGUUCGGCGAAGACGACGACGACUUCGAGUGCAAUGCAUUAAUUGACCGAAAUAUCACGAUGGUUCUGAUGAUGGUGGACCAAGGGUACGACAGGGCGCCCGAUCUGAAGAGGGACGACUUCUGGGACGAAGAGGUCGAGCCGCUGUAUUCGGAGGAAACAGCGAAGAUCCCGAACAAUCCAUUGAAGGGAUCCGUCUCUGAUGUGAAGUGAGUUAAUCGUAACACUUUCCAGACAAAACGAUUAGUUGCAGACUUCCUGAGUACGUACACGAGAUCAAGAUGGUGCCUCAUUGCGAUGAUACUUUCCCAUUGGUGCCAGGAGACGACAUGAGAAGAAGGAGAGUUUCCGUCGUUCCGGUCAAGUCAGUUCGGCCUAAUCGCUCUUCUCAAAUGGGAAAGGAGUAAUUUGCAGACCGUCUGAUCAACAACAACAUCACGGACACCGAACUCGAACUUCUCUGGGAAAUAUUGAGAUGUUCCGAAGUUUCAAGAACAAAAUCGAGAGAUCGUUCUCGAAGCCCCAUUUGCACGACGACCUCGGACGGAAGACGUUCUCUCACGGGAUGCUCGAGAACAUGGGCUUCGACGGAACGACUUCGAAGAGCACGGACGGCUCCCCGGCCAACAACAACUCGUUCACCAACUCGGCGUUCGUCACUUCCGGAGAAGACUUUUCGGGCAAACGACUCGAUUCUUCCUCUUCGCAACCUCAGUUAUCCACUGGCAAACGGGGAAGCGAGCAUCCAUUCCAGCACCACGUGUUGGAUGACGUGCUGGAAGACGAUGAGUCGGAUGAGAAUCAGCUGACGCUCCGGAAGAAGACGUCCGUCUUCGAACCGGCAAUAACACUCGUCGAACGGUUUAAUGAAGUGGGCGACGAAGAGAACGAAGAAACGAAAAAGAAGGAGAAGGAAGGAGAGAAGGAAGAAGAGGAAGAGGAAGAAAAAGAAGAUAGGUUAGUAAGGUUUCGACGUUUUCAUUAAAAAGAGAUAAUCUCAGCCGACCUCCCCGCACCCGCCCAUUCUUCAUCGGAGUUGUCCGAUCGGAAUCCGAGGACCAGGCACAUCCGCACCUCCGACCUCCCACAAAAUUCCAAUAG
Caenorhabditis sp. 36 PRJEB53466 is the source of this 2126-nucleotide messenger RNA. The record is from the annotation of a GenBank genome assembly. Lineage: Eukaryota; Metazoa; Nematoda; Chromadorea; Rhabditida; Rhabditidae.